This is a messenger RNA of Argentina anserina (silverweed cinquefoil), 2424 nucleotides long. RefSeq names its product calcium-dependent protein kinase 2-like. NCBI's taxonomy places the organism in Eukaryota, Viridiplantae, Streptophyta, Magnoliopsida, Rosales, Rosaceae. Gene Ontology annotation, cellular component: nucleus; cytoplasm. Gene Ontology annotation, molecular function: calcium ion binding; calcium-dependent protein serine/threonine kinase activity; calcium/calmodulin-dependent protein kinase activity. Gene Ontology annotation, biological process: protein autophosphorylation; peptidyl-serine phosphorylation; intracellular signal transduction. Bases 493 to 2121 code for a protein of 542 amino acids. The record is from RefSeq and is a predicted model, not a curated record. The transcript has 8 exons.
GCCCAGCCCUGGCUUGCUUGCUGUCUUUGUCUCUUCAUUGGCAUUGAUUAGUCCUCUGAGGAAUCCCAGACUGAAACUUUCACCAAGUCCUCCCAUUGAUUGAAAUAACAACAGUUGACCUAGUGUUCCUCCCUACUUGGUACUUUCCUCCUUCAAAAAGCCCCAACAAACUCUGAUCCAUUCCCAUUAAACCCUUUUCCCAAGUUUCCAUAUUUACCAUAUCCCCUGCAUAUUCUCCCCUGAUCCUCAUCUGGGUUCUCACCCCUUAUCUCCAAUCCUCAUUAUUUCAUCAUUUCUGAUCCAAAGUCUCUUCCUUUUUUUCUUUCUCAAAUCCAGUCUAUUUCAGCUCAUCCUUCACCAAUUGAGCGAAUUCCCCACUUGGGUCUUCUCAUUUCCUUGAAAAGAUUCAAUCUUUUAUAUUUGGUUACAGAAAAGAUUCAACCUUUGCUCGCAUACAAAUCCAUUUUGUCUUUCUUCGGGGAAUAAGGCCAAAUGGGCAAGUGUCUAAGCAAAAGCAGAGAGCCAGAGCCACAACACAAUGGGUACAGAUCAGGAGGAGGAGCUGGAUCACAUUACCAAAAUCCCCAUGAGCCAGUUGCCCAUCACCAACCAAAAGCCUCUGCUCAGCAACACCAUCAGUUACCAGAGAAGCGUGGCAUGGCUGCCCAUCAGGAACCCCAACCAGCUUGGAAGCCGUCUGUCCCUGCCAGACACCCCAAACCAGUUCACAGACCAGACACAAUCCUAGGGAAGCCAUAUGAGGAUGUGAAGCUGCACUACACCUUGGGAAAAGAGUUGGGUAGAGGGCAGUUUGGGGUUACUUAUCUUUGUGCUGAGCAUUCAAGUGGGAGGAAAUAUGCUUGUAAGUCAAUCUCAAAGAGGAAGUUGGUGACUAAAAAUGAUAAGGAAGAUAUAAAGAGGGAGAUUCAGAUUAUGCAGCAUUUGAGUGGGCAGCCUAACAUUGUGGAGUUUAAAGGGUCUUAUGAGGAUAAGCAGUCUGUGCAUGUUUGUAUGGAGCUUUGUGCAGGUGGGGAGCUUUUUGAUAGGAUUAUUGCAAAGGGUCAUUAUAGUGAGAGAGCAGCUUCUGCAAUAUGCAGGUCAAUUGUGAGUGUUGUGCAUAUCUGUCAUUUCAUGGGUGUGAUGCAUAGAGACCUCAAGCCUGAGAAUUUCUUGCUGUCUGGCAAGGAUGAGAAUGCCCUUCUCAAGGCUACGGAUUUCGGGUUGUCAGUGUUCAUUGAAGAAGGAAAGGUGUAUCGUGAUAUAGUUGGCAGUGCUUACUAUGUUGCUCCUGAAGUACUGCGGCGAAAAUAUGGCAAGGAAAUAGAUAUCUGGAGUGCAGGAGUUAUCCUAUAUAUUUUACUAAGUGGAGUACCUCCAUUUUGGGCUGAAUCAGAGAAGGGAAUAUUUGAUGCAAUAUUGGAAGGAGAGAUCGACUUUGAGAGUGCACCAUGGCCGUCAAUAUCACACAGCGCCAAGGACCUGGUCCAGAGGAUGCUGACACAAGACCCUAAAAAGCGAAUUACUUCAGCUCAAGUUCUAGAGCACCCAUGGAUCAAAGAAGAAGCAUCAGACAAACCUAUUGACAGUGCAGUGCUUUCGAGAAUGAAGCAAUUUAGAGCAAUGAACAAACUCAAAAAACUUGCAUUAAAGGUUAUUGCUGAAAAUCUUUCUGAAGAAGAAAUCCAUGGGCUAAAGGCAAUGUUUGCAAACAUGGAUACUGACAAGAGUGGAACCAUCACUUAUGAUGAACUGAAGUCAGGAUUGGCUCGACUUGGCUCUAAGCUGACUGAGGCUGAAGUCAAGCAGCUAAUGGAAGCUGCUGAUGUAGAUGGCAAUGGAACAAUUGACUACAUUGAAUUCAUUACGGCCACAAUGCAUAGACACAAGCUAGAAAGGGACGAACAUCUUUAUAAAGCCUUUCAAUAUUUUGACACGGACAACAGUGGGUUCAUUACUAGAGACGAGCUGGAAAAAGCUAUGAAAGAGUAUGGAAUGGGUGACGAAGCCACAAUUCGGGAUAUUAUAUCUGAAGUAGAUACAGAUAAUGAUGGUAGAAUCAACUACGAGGAGUUCUCCACAAUGAUGAGAAGUGGAACUCAACAGCAGGGCAAGCUAUUUUAACUCUUAGUUGCAUCACUAGGCAUAUAUGUGUAAAUUGAGGAGCUAUAUGCUUAGAUUGAGAGGCACUUUGAGCCAUACAAGUAGGCGAUGCUUGCUUUUUUUUUUUUUUAUUACAAUCCACCAGUUAUAGAUAGUUGCCGUGAUGAUAAAAUUUUACUUCGCAUUGCUUUUGAGUUGCAAGUGGGACAGUUGUGCAUCACAAAGUCAUCAGCUUACAUGUUUGUAUCUUCUUUAUUUUUGACUCCAUCUUGGUUCGUUGGUAUUUUGAGGAAUAAUUAAAAAGGGCUAAUUUUUUAGCUUGCA